Messenger RNA from Phialemonium atrogriseum, 1342 nucleotides. RefSeq lists its product as uncharacterized. The coding region runs from base 222 to 908 and encodes 228 amino acids. The transcript is spliced from 2 exons. Lineage: Eukaryota; Fungi; Ascomycota; Sordariomycetes; Cephalothecales; Cephalothecaceae. The record is from RefSeq and is a predicted model, not a curated record.
AAUAGGUUCCCACCACAUAUACUCCGGGCCCCAGGUCUCGUGCUCGACAUUGCUCCUCCCGCCAAGCCUUAAAGACGAGCAUCGCCAGCCAGUUAUUUGAUUUUGGCGAAACUGCUUGUCUUUCUGUGCCUAAACACCGCCAAAGGAAAAGAGUCCACAGCGCGAGGCGUCACAUUACCCAUCAGCAACACAACCACAUCCACCCCCCCUCCGCCGUCAAAAUGAGGUCAACCACUGCCAUACUCUGUUUCUACCUGGCAUCCUGGGCAUCAUGCACGCCCAUUCCUCUCGUCCUCGUCGACAACCUCGAAGCAGUCACCCCCGCUGCGCACCCACCAGCCCCUAUCGCAUUAACAAGGCCAGAGCAAGCCAUCCCCAAAGUCCUCAUCGUGGACCCUCUCGACGCCCCCUCCGAGGAGCCAAUCGACAACCACCCGAUCACCCCCUCCAGGACGGCCUCGCCGACGGCGGUCCUGGCGUCGCCGCAGCCCGUGGUGACGUCGUACCUUCUCUCGCUCGCCCGGCUGGGCUUUGGCAGGCGGUUCCAGGCGUUCUACGCCGCGCAGUUCCAGUCGGACGAGGACGAGUACGCGUCGUCGUCGUCGUCGUCGUCGAUGGACGUGGCCGAUUCGGGGGCGCCCUGGGCGAGCAUGGCCAGCUACUACCCCACCGUCACAAGGGAACGGGGCGACGUGCUCGCCAUCAGCCUCGUCGCCAUCUUCCUGUUCUUUGUUGUCGUCGUGGAGGCGUGGUCUGCCGUCUCGGACAGAGCAAGGGGCGCUUUCUCGAGGCGUGGUCCAAUCCACCUAAAGGAGGGGUUCAGCAGCCGGGCGCUGUCGAUCCGGGCGGACGAGAGCGAUGCGAGGCCAUUCCCAACGAGUGAAAAGUCGGGGCCGAUAGAUGUCUAGCCCCCGGGGAGGCGCACAGCAUGGCGCGACGCCAUGCUCGAGUUGCAUUUCGAUUGGGUGUUCAACGGAGUUCGAUGGUACGGUCUGGAGUGUGUGCUACGGUGUUGCGUCGCAUCGCGGGUGUUCGGUUCGAAUUGCGCGGCGUUCUUUGGAGCUUCUUGGCUUGAGGAUUGGUUACAUACAACCAAAGAGAGGGGGAUGAAUGUUACCACGAGCGAGCAUCUGUAAGAGGGCGCUGACAGCGAGCCCCGUGUGCUUUUUUUGGUUAGCUUGAAGGCUUGGCAACUUGGCAAAUGCAAGCCAUCGCCAAAGUCGGUCGAUAUGGGCCUGGGCUUGACGGGGCCGGAUUAAUACAAUUGUCUCUGUGGACUUUGAGGAUGAGCUCUCAUUCUACACUAGAAUCCAAUCCCUCGAAGUGCUUCCUCUCGUGAUCU